AUGCCGCCCCGAUUCCGCAAGUCGCCUGCGUACCUGCUGGUGCCUGCACACGUGGAAACAGAGGUGCUCGACGCCUAUGCGGAUGUCUUGACCGCCGCCAAUGAGCCGGACCUCGUGUUGCAAAACAUGCCAGAUUUGCUCCGUAGACUUGACAUUCCCGCGUGCUUCACCAGGGACAUUUGCCAGUGUGUAGAGUGGUUUUACGCCACGCAGCAGACCACGCUAGCCAGGGCCAGCCUGAAGUGGGCCGUGGCCGAGCAGCUUUUGCAGCACCUCACGAUCUCGCUGACCAUCCGCGGCCGGUUUGAUGUGUCGGAUAUCGUGGAUAUCGACAAGCUCGUGAAGUUCUGCAACCGGCUCGUCAAGUUCAGAGACAACCACCUGCGCAUAUUGCAGAACUGGGCUUUGUUUGUAGACGCUUCGGGAGGGACCGAUGGCACCUCGGCCGACCACUGCCUCACGCUCCCCGACUUGGUUAAAAUCAAGAGCUCGCUCCAGCUAGACGACAUUGGCGACAGCAUACUCAUCGAUAUGCUAGGGUGCAGUCGCAGCAGUGUAGAUGGCGACUUGUUCAACUACAAGCUCUCGGCAGCGACAUUGGAGGUGGGCAUCAAGGAUUUCGCAGAGGUUUUGGGCUUGCUCGGAGAAUACGACUGA
Messenger RNA from Metschnikowia bicuspidata var. bicuspidata NRRL YB-4993, 657 nucleotides. RefSeq lists its product as uncharacterized. The coding region runs from base 1 to 657 and encodes 218 amino acids. The transcript has a single exon. The record is from RefSeq and is a predicted model, not a curated record. NCBI's taxonomy places the organism in Eukaryota, Fungi, Ascomycota, Pichiomycetes, Serinales, Metschnikowiaceae.